AUGACAAUACCAAUAAGUUCCUCAACUUGUGAGAGGAGUUUUUCGGCAAUGCGCAGAAUUAAAACUUGGCUUCGAACUUCUAUGUUGCAAGAACGGUUCAAAAACACAUCAAUAUUUCUGUUUAAUACAGCCAAUUUAAAAGAUUUCCUAAGGUCGAAAAGGUUAGAGUGGGCUGGCCAUGUUUGGCGUGCAGAGAGUGGAUUGAUAAGACAGGUACUCAUCAACAAACCAAAUAAAAAACGACCUGUAGGAAGGCCAAGACAACGGUGGUUGGACCGAGUAAAGGACGACCUGAAGAGUUUAAGCAAUGGAGCUAGUAUUGAGGAUGCAAAGGAUCGAGAAGUUUGGAGAACUUUGGUAGAAGCUGUGAAGCGCCUAAAUGGCGCGUAA
Molecule: messenger RNA, 390 nt
Organism: Rhopalosiphum padi (bird cherry-oat aphid)
Lineage: Eukaryota; Metazoa; Arthropoda; Insecta; Hemiptera; Aphididae
Exons: 2
Coding region: 1-390 (129 amino acids)
Source: RefSeq, a predicted model, not a curated record